AUGGACGAUGCUACAACCCCUGGAAGAAAAGGCAACUUGACUGGAAGUGCCAGAAAAGUGAAGGAUAACGCAGCAGACUGGCAUAAUUUAAUCCUGAAAUGGGAGCGUCUGAGUGACGAAGGAUCCUCCAUCGCAACCAAAAUAGUCAACUUCAGACUGAGCAAAGAUUCGCCUGCCAUUUGCAACUAUAACACUAUAACUGCAGUCACCAUGCGAAGUGUGAAGGACCCUGAGGUCAUGGUGGAAGGCCUGAUUUCAUCUGCAGCUCCUGCAGAUGAACAGACAUAUCAUAGCAACCCAGAGCUAGAGGAGGAAUGCACCAAACUACAGAAUAUUGUAGACAAAAUGAAGGGGAUAUGUGAACUGGAGACAUUUCAAUAUGGAGAGAAUGGAAGACCAACACCACUGUUUCAUACUUGGUCCACAAAACAGUUUGGUAAUCUACUGAUUAAUUUCAUUAAAAAGAUACUGACCUUUUAAUGGAAAAACACAUCAUGUGGCACCACAUAGGAUUCUUUGGUGUAGCU
Hemibagrus wyckioides is the source of this 527-nucleotide messenger RNA. RefSeq names its product cyclin-dependent kinase 2-interacting protein-like. The transcript has 4 exons. Lineage: Eukaryota; Metazoa; Chordata; Actinopteri; Siluriformes; Bagridae. The record is from RefSeq and is a predicted model, not a curated record. The coding region runs from base 1 to 480 and encodes 159 amino acids.